UUCUUGGCAUAUAAUCCUCUCUGCAAAGCUCCUUGUUUUCUUUUUCCUCCUUCAUUCUCACUCCCAUUCUCUUCUGUCAGAGGAGGCUCCUCUCACAUGUUGGAUGUGUGUUCUUGGGUAUAUAUGUCUCCUUGUUAAAGAGGCUGGGUUAUUUGUGUUUUUAAUUUACGUAAGUGGUAUUGUACUGUAGACUUCAUUCUAUUUCUUGUUCUUCAACAUUAAAACUUUUCAUUAUGGAAAAUUUCAAACCUGUGUAAAAAUCCAAAGAAAUUUCAUUGUGUAUUUCCUUUGUGAGAUCUGCGCUAGGAUAGGUAUAUCUGGUGCAUUGCUUCUGACUGCUGCUUUUGUAUGGUCUGGUAUACGUCUACUAGUUUUACUUAUCUGUUUUCUUAGUGAUGGGCACUUAGCUCACCUGCACUCCUGCUACCACAAGCAAAGAUGUGAUGAACAUCCUGUACCCACUCUCUUAAAGAUGUGUGUGAGAAUAUCUCUAAGGUAUUGGUUCUCUAAGUGUGGUCCACACUUAGCAGCAUCAGCAUCAUGUGGGAACUUGUUAGAGAUGCAGACUUGUGAGCCCCAGCCUAGACCUCCUGAACCAGAAACCAUGAGGGCCGAACCCAUCAGUCUAUGUUUUCACAAGCCCCUUUGGAGAUUCUGAUGCUUGGGAAAGUUUGAGGACUACUGCUCUAAGCAUACAUGCCCAGCAGUGGGUGGGCUGGGUCAUAGGGUACAGGCACACCUGUUUUCACUAAAUAUUGCCAAAUUACUCUCCUGAGUUGCUGAACCAGUUUGCUUCCUCACAUGAGUGCAUGAGAGUUCCUGAUUCCCCGCAUCCUCACCAAUGUUUGGUAUUAACAACCUUUCUAAUUUUUACCAAUACCUGCUAGCUGUAAAGUGGUGUCUGAUUGUUCUAAUGUGAAUUUAUGUGAUUUCUUAGUGAAUUUCAGCACCUUUUAAUGUAUUGGUAAGGUCCCCUGGUGGUAAGUAGCUAAAGUGAUCAGCUGCUAACUGAAAGGUUGGCGAGCUGAAACCACCUGCGGCUCUGUGGGAGAAAGAUGUGGCAGUCUGCUUCCAUGGAGAUUUACAGCCUUGGAAACCCUAUGGGGUCACUAUGAGUCAGAAUCGACUUGAUGGCAGUGGGUUUGGUUUUUGUUUGGGUUUUUAAUGUAUUUGUUAGGUUUUGCAAUUUCUUUAACUAGCUUUAGUCUGCUUUUCUGAUGGCUAAUUUGCAGUUUCUCGCAUGUUCUAGAUAUUAAUCUCAUUCUGCCAUCUGUGUAUUUACUUUGUCAUUGCUGACUGUCAUCAAUGAGAAAUGUUUAGUUUUGAUAUAGAUGAAAUCCAUCAAAUUUUGUCUUAUGUUGCACUUUAGGACCUUUGAUAAGAUGUUAUUCCUUACUUCAAGAUUACAAAGAUAUUCUGUAUUCUAUCAGUUUUCUAGUUUUACUUUUGACAUUUAGGUCUUUAAUCUAUUUGAGGUUCAUCUUUACACAUGGCAUAGGGAAGGAAUCCAACUUUAUUUUUUCCUUACCAUUUUGUGGGCCAGUUUCCGUCUAAUCAUCUGUUAAACAGUGUAUUGUUUCCCUAAUAUUUUUUUGUGGAGCAACCUUUAUCAUACGUCAGGUUCCCACAUAUAUACAUGAGUUUAUUUUUUCAACUUUAUUAUGAACUAUAAUUUACAUAGAGUAAACUACACUCAUUUAAACUGUCCAAUUUGAUGAGUUUUGACAAGUGUAUGUAACUGUGAAACCACCACCACAGUCAAGAUACAUAGCAUUUCCAUUAUCCCAAAGUUCCCUUGGACCUCUUAACAAUCCCUUCCUUCCUUUGUUCCCAGACCCAGGCAACCACUAAUCUGUUUUCAGUUACUAUAGAUUAGUUUUGCAUUUUCUAGAAUUUUAUAGAAAUAGAACCAUACAGUAUGGUAUUCCUUCGUGUCUGGUUCCUUUCACACAACAUACUGAUUUUGAGAUUCUUCAGGGUGCCUGUUUUUGAGUUCUCUAUUCCCUUCCAGUCUAUCUGUUUAUAUGACAGAUUAUUAUUAUGGUUUUGCAGUAUGUCUUUUGUGGCAGAGUGAGCCUCUCCUUUGCUCUUUUUUCUCAAAAUUGCACUUGGUUAUUUGUGGACCUUUGUUCUUUCAUAUAUAUUUUGGAGUGCUUCUCAAGUUCUCAAUGAAUUCUUAGAAAUGUGAUUGGCAUUGCAUUGAAUGCAUAGUUUAAUAUGGGGAAAAUUGAUACCUUUUCUGUCUUAAUACUAUAAUUCUAUUCACGAACAUGGUUAUCAUCUAUCUUUUUAAAAUGACUUUUUAAUAGAGUUUAAAACUUCUCUGUCACGACAACAUUUUUUUCAAAGGUAAUGUGCUGCUUUGUGGAGAAUUUGAGUGCGGGCACCUUAAAGGUGGGCAGAGUAGGGGCUUUUUGGGAAGAUCUAGUUUAAAUCUCUGUUCUCCACUCAGCAGGCUUGAGUGACAGUGGGCAAGUUGCUCACUCCUCAGAGCCCCAGAUUCCUCCUUCCUCAAACAGGGAUAACACCUCCCUCCCCUGCAAGGUUGUGCAGGGGUUUAGAUGAGGUAAUGUGGGAAAGGCAUGGAGUACAGAUCUGGAAACAGAGUUGCCUCUCACUGAAUGUUAGUAUAAUACCUCCCCUGAUGCUGGCUUUAAAUAGAAUAAACUUACUUUUAUUCUGCUUUUCUUAAGGCUGGAUAACGAAGUGUCAGAAAAGGGAAGUGGUGAAUAAGCCAACCAGUUAACCACGUAACAGUCUCCAAGUCCAUAUAAGCAAGCCCAUGCUUCUGCCUAGCUUUGCGGGGGCUUCACAGAAAGUAUGGAUGUUUUCAAAUGAUUUUACAGUGGAGUGGGAGAAGAAAAGACUAAUAUACAAGAAACAAUUAGAGAACUCUAUGUGACAGAUGGUAUAUAAUUAGAGGUUAAGUAGUGCGGUGCCAGGGGAAUUAAGAGAAAAGAGAAAUCCUGUUCUGUGAAAGAGUUUUGACUUGACUUAGGGAGAAUUAGAUUAGUGAGAGAGAAGAGGUCCGACAAACCAAGUAUAAUUAACGUUUCUGUCGGGGUGGCCUUGAGGGCCCAAUAUUGAACCCCAUGACAAUGGAUAUUGUGCCUAUAAUUAAGUAUUUUAAAUCAGAGCUUUGUUUGGGAUUGGUGAUAACUAGUAACUAGUAGGUAACUAGUAGCUGUCUGUUUGAUAGUUCAGUUAAGAAUUCUGACUUGAGCCAGAAUGCCUGGGUUCAGAUCUUGGCCUCGCCACUUGGGAGCUGUGGGACCUUAGGCAGGUUAUAGAAACCCUCUGUGCCUUCCCCAUUUCCCCAGCCUUGGUGGCGUGUGUAAUAACAGCAGCAACUUCACAGGGUUGUUGGGAGGUCUAUAUAAGUUAGUAUUUGUAACACACUUAGUGCCUGGCACAUGGUAAGCAAAAUAUAAAUGCUAGCUGCUGUUAUUGCUACUUUUGUUAAUAUUUGUUGUGCUUGAGGUGUGUGAGGCUUUAUGCUGUAGAAUCGGACAGCUUUUGUGCAGAAAGACCUGGACGGAGGUAGAAGGACCUGGUCAGAGGUACAGUCCUGUAAAGUGGGCUUUCUGGACCAAAGAAGUUUGUGCACAUUGCUAGGUUUGCUGGGUGGGCGGUAGGAGCUCAGACUGUAGACUGAUUAAGUGCCUGAAAGACACUGAUUAAGUGCCUGAAAGACUGCCAGGUGCAGUCUCCCCGGAUGGCCUGCCUGGUGGGAAGUAGAGUGGAUAGAAUAAGUCAGGUGGUCGGCGUGCAGGAAGCAAGUUUUGUUUUGCUAUAUUCCUAGUUCUAGUUUUGGACAGAGAUGUAGUAAUCAUGGGGAUUCAUGUUUGUUGAGGGCUUACCGCAAGCCACUGCUCUAAACCCUUGACCCUCAUGACACUUCUAUGAAACAUAUUCAGAGACAGGAGAGUGGGACACAAAUAAUUUCCCCAAGAAAGUAGAAGAAGGAAUGCCUUGAAAGAGGUUAGUGUUUGGGGCCUCCACCAGUUGGAAAAAUAACAAGAGUAGGUGCUGUUGUUGGUGGCGAGCCAUCACAAUUACGUAAAGAGUUGUGAAACACAGGUUAGCCCAGCUGGGCAUUCCCAUGACCUUGGAAGUUUAUCGGCCUAAGCCAGUGGUUCUCCAGUUUCAGCGUGUAUCAAAGUUACCUGGAAGGCUUGUUAAACCUCUCAGUGCUGGGCCCCACCUCCACCAGAGUUUCUGAGGCAGCAACCAUUUGCUUGCCUAACAUGUUCUCAGAUGACAUUGAGGCUGCUGGUCUGGGGACCGCUCUUUGAGAGCCACUGCCACAGGCAGUACCCCUGUCCACAAGGAAUCAGCUGCUCCUGGUUGUAGUUAACAAUAAGCCGGGAUUGAUUUCAGAUUUAGAAAUUUUAAGUACUUUCUACUUCAUGAAAUAAAAACUGACUCACAUGGUCUGUUUAUGUAGGACAGCAAAAGGAUAUCUGAGUCGGCGCAGAGGAGAAAUUUGCUUUUUCUGCUGCUCAGUGUUUCUGACAUGGCUCAGGAUAUAUAACCUAGGGUGGAGAGAAAACGUGGAAACGCAUGUUAACUUCAUUGGAAGCAUGAAGUGUCAUCUGAUGCCUCUCUUCUUAGGAAGGUAGCCUGAUUUUUUUAAAUUUCAUUUUCCGUCUUCUCUACAACCUGCCAUAAACUAGGAAAAAAAAGAAAAAGGCUUUAUGCCACCAUUUAUUCCCAUGGGAGAAUUUAGGCACAGAGAAAUUGAAAGUAUAUUAAGAUACAUAACUUGACAGUGGGAAGGUGGAAGAUACUUAUUUGACUGGGUUAGUUGUAGUAGAAAACUGUGUUUGUAGGAAGCCACCAAAUUAAAAAAAAAAAAAAAUGCUGUGUGCCUAUCUCCUUCAUCUGUUGUGAGGUAUAAUAGCUACCUUGUGUAAACAGUUUAGUACAGCCACUAUGGGAAGCGCUCAAGAAUUGUAAGCUGUUAUCAUUACAGCAAAGAUUUGUUGUUUUGCAAUUCAGACGGCAUCUUUUCCAUCUGAAAAUGUUACACACAAAAUUGGAGAAUGAGGAAUUUUUACAAUUGCAAGAUUUUGUAGGAGCUUGGGAGUUGGAACUAACUCAGAUCUUACCGCUGAAAGCAUGAGUUAAAGGAGAGCGACAGAAGUGAGUUGUUUGGGAGGAAAGAUUGGUCUAGAUCUUUCCCUGGGCCAGUUGUCAAGGCUUUCCUGUGGUCUAGAUCUUUCCCCGGGCUCAUUGUCAGGGCACUUCUGUGACCCCGUAGGCCUGGAGAGGCUUGCUUGCUUGGUAAAGGUAUGUGAUGGAGCAGAGAGGAUGGGGGUUGCCAAGGAAAGAUGGGGGAGGCUGGAGUGGCCUGUUCAUGUGUGCGAGACGCUUUCAAGUCUUGUCCUUAUAAUUCAUAGCUUACAGUGGUAGUAAACACAUAUUGAAGGUCAGCUGCGGCCUAGAACCCUUAGUAAGCCCAGAGAUCGUGAGAUGGCGCCUGGAGGGUUCGUGGGAGACAGACAUGUCCACAGAUAAAUGUUAACAUCGAGUAGUGAGUGCCGUAGUGCAGCUGCACACCAAGCCUGAGAAUGUGUAGAAGAAGGUCACUGAUACCACAGGAUAGUGGUAUUUUGGGAUCUUUGCUUUUGGUUUUAAAAUAACAUGAGGUUUACUUUUUCAGUGAGGUAACUCUGACAAGCAUUAAGUGGUCAGCAAAGGGGAAGUUGGAAACUGGGACUGCAUUUCAAAACUACUUAGGAACCCUUACGGGAGCACUUGAUGGUUUACUUUCUUUGUCUUUUAAAAUUGUGGCUACAUUUUAGCUGCUGCUUAGAAAUGUGGAACCUGGAGAAGAUUAAUGACUUUCUCUCUUUAAGGUAGAUCAGCUUUUUAAAGAAACUCUUUAUUGAAAAACAGGGUUUCAGCUUAUUUCCCCCGAAUUUUUGGCCAAGUGCUAAAUUCCACUUUUAUUUUUGUUCUCGGUGUACAUUUUUUAAUUUUCUCUGCCUUUCCCUUCCUCCCUCCUUCCUUUCUUCUUCCUUCCUUCCUUCAUGCCCUUACAAAUAAUUUGCAAGCCCAGGCAUAUCUGCCAGUGGUGUGACCUUGAGAAACUUGGGCCCUCUGCUUCCUUAUCUGUAAAGGAGAGUUUGGAUUAGUUGACCCCUGGUCAUCUAGUUCCUGAAUUCCAUGAGUCCUGUGAUUAGAGGACACCUGAAAUGAGUGGCUCAUGAGCUCCCCAUUAUCAAUCUUUUAUUAUCCUGCUAAUAAAAAAAGAGUCUUAUUUCACUGGUUUUCUCCGACCUGGUUAGUUGUUGGUCCAGAUCACUUUAUAGAAGCAGCAGAAAGUGGUUGAUUCUCCAGCUGUUUGUAUUUUUCAGGUUAUGACUGAUACCUCUCCUGACAAAUUUUUCCAUUCAAGUGCAAAAUGUGUGAUGUUUGUUUAGUCUUUUUGAAAGUUUUCACGCUGAUAUAUUCUGUGAAUUCAUGAAGGAUGGGCUGUUAUAACUAAUCUAAUAUUGGGAAGGGAGGUGUUUUGCUGGCAGCUUGUCCCCCUAAUGCCUUAGCAAACCCAGGCCAAUGGUUUGGACUGAUGUCUGAAAACAAGGUGUGGGUGAGGUGGGUGUGCAGAGGUACACAAGGCCAAACAAGAAAAGGAGUUGAUUACUCCUAAGGAGAACUAGUCAGGGAGAGGGGAGUGUGUGGGGUCGGCAGGGGAAGUGGCUGGGUUGCAGGUGCACCAGUGGGUCGAUGAGGACAGGAGAGCUGAUAUCUGGCAUGCUGGUCCUGCCACAGGACCAAAAUGGAAGUUGUAAAAGGAACACCCUGUAUGGGAGAAUCUGGGCCUGUGAGCCUGAACUAGGCUUUCCUGGUCACCUGAGAUGGAGCGAGGGCAGGUGGGGACAGGCAUGACUGGCUGCCCAGGCACACCUGUGAGGUUGUAAUGAACUCCUUGAGCCAUUUUUGUGUGAAUGGGAGAAAAAAAGGAUCCUUCUGGAUAACAGGAACUAGGAAAGACCAGGACCCAGGGCCCUGAUUUUGAAAGCUAGUUGGGGAGUGGUAGAAACAGCAAUAUACUCGAUUUAAACUUACUUGUGGCACUGGUUUUUUCUUGUGUGAAAUGGUAAUAAUAAUCACUACAUCACAGUGUUGUUGUACGAAAACCCUUGGUAUAUGCCUUCCGUAAUGCGGGGCAGCAUUCUGCAGUUGUUGUGGAGGUGGCCUUGGAAAGUGGCAUGGAGUGUGACCCAGGGAUUUCUGCCUCUCAGAAGGAGGGAGUGCAGGUUCCCUUUCCUCUCAUGGGGAGGCAUGCUGACUAAAUGGACUACGAGUCAGUCUUGGAGCUCUUGCACAGGGACUGUCCCUCCUUCCCUAGCUUCCUGGCCAUGUGUUAAGAUUUUUCACCAUGUGGACUUUGUCAUCCUUUCCCUGAUGUUUCUACCUGAUCUUAUCUGAGAGCCUGCCCCAUUACUCCUUCUGGCUGUUAUUUUAUGUCCUCAUUUUGAAGUCUCAAGUCUACAGAAUGUUCCAUGUGUGUCACUGCUUUCCAUGGAAGUCUUCGUGGACGGCCUCAGUCUCAAACCUAAACAUUCAGUUCAUCUGCAGCUGUGACCCUGGACAAAGCUAAGGAUAUAGGUGUGAACAAAGUGGAGUCUCAGCUGCAAGGAGUUUUCUUGUAAUGGGGCAGACAAACAACAAUUAAGUAAACAAAUUUGUAGCAUGUCCGGUGGUCUGGAGGCAAAGCCUCACCUGGGCCUUGUAACGGCUCUGUCGCCCAUGCACAAGGUCGGUAACUUGACAUUUUCUUUACUGACUCUGUCUGUGUAGUGACACCUGAGGUACUCUGAAAGGCCUACAGAAUUACCAGCAGUUGUGCUGGGCAGUGUUCCAGGUUUCCAUCGGGCCCUGAACAUGGCUGGCUUCUCUCAUCCCUUUGAUUUUAGAAGCAGACACGGGAUGGUGAGAUGACUGAGGAAUUUCUCAAGCCUCCUUUUGGCCAUUUGUUUGAACGCUCUCUCACUGGCCUAGAGGUUCUCACUGGGGUCCAUGGAUGGCGUCGUGAAGCCACUGAAAUAAAAUUUAUCAUUUUGGGCAUGUACUCAAGUGUACUUUUCUGGGUAGAACGUCCAUAGCUUUCAUGAAAUUCACCAGGAAUGUCUCUGAAACGUCCAUUUUAAUGAAAGCAGAAAAAGGUUACAGUUGUGCUAGUGAGAGUUUCUCUUCAUUGACCUCUUUCUUUUUUUAGAGGGGCUAAUAAUAAAAAAUGCGUCUGUGGUGGUGCAAAUGGUUAAGCACUUGACACUGCUAGCUGAAAGGUUGGCCGUGUGAAUGCACCCAGAGGUGCCUCAGAAGACAGGCCAGAUCACUCCUGAAAAUCCUAUGGAGCAGUUUUACUCCGCACUCAUGAGGUCACCGUGUGUUUAAAUAGACUCGACAACAACUACCAACAACUCCAACAAUAAUGAGAAGUAACUGCCCAAAAGGGAGGAGGCAGGCACACACCAAGAGACUCAUUGCAUUUACUUAGGUCUUGAGAUUUCUGUGUCUUAGUUAUUCCUCUGAGAAAAUAAGAGCAGCAAAAUGAUGUAGCUGGUGUCAUUGGAAGAUGAGCUAACUGAGGGGGAGGGAAGGUGGGAAGGAAGUGUGCUGCAACAAUGUGGUUUUCUCCUCUACUGCGCAAGAAGAGAAGGUUGAGCCCUGAGGGGACAAGCAAGAGACUACUUGGAGCAGAUGCUCCUUCUCAGAUUUCUGCAUUUGAUGGACACUGAAAAUAGGUCUGGAGAGGACAGUUUAGGACUGGCUGUUGCUGUCAAAGGCACCUGUUUAAGGAAAUUCCUCUGUUUGAGAAGUUUACGGUUUGUUGUUGAUUGCAACUUUAAAGUCCUUUUCAAAUGUUAUGGCUGUCCAGUUGAAAACAAUUAUGCAGAUGUUCUUUCAUGACUACAGAGGAUUGUACAGUUUAUUUUUCUUCCCGCCUCAAUUUUCUUUAUUACCUUGAGUUAACAUUUGGAGCUGUGGUGUGCAACGUUAAAAACAGAAGAGAUACAAUAAAACUUCCUCUUCCCAGAGCCCUUUGGAAAUUAUUUGAGAUGGUUUCCAGGAAGCUUGAAAUACUUUGAAGAGAUGUUGCUAUUUGAAGGUGAGGGCAGCAUGAAUGAUCCCUGAUGUACCUUUAGGCAUAUUUAGCCAUUCAUUGUUGAUUAGGAAAAAGAAGACGGCCAUCUACUUGAAAGUAAAGUCGACAAACGUCCCCAGGCCUCUCCCCAGGUACCAGGGAAGGAAGAAGCCGUGACCUUCUGAGCAUCUGAAAGACAUACCACUGAGUUCUUCGAGAUGCAUGGAAGUGUCUGGUUGGGAAGCUUAUGAAGUAGAAGUCAAGACCCUGCCUCAAGAAGCGUACAUGAGAAUAAUUUUAAAGGAACCUAUCAAUAAAUGCAAAACAGUAGCUGUUGGAGGUGAUGAAAAAUGUACUGGAACAGUGGGAGAAGCUGGUAGCUUAUAGGAAGCCAAGAUGACCAGAAUUUUCUAAAGUAAUCAAAGGAAGAAUCUUAUUCAACAAUGAGGUGAAUUAAUGCUCAGGCACUCAAGAACCCUGGACAGCUACAUGAAGUGUUUAAAAACUGCCCUGACCAUCUUGCCAAACAAGUCUCUGCUCACGAGGCCUGAUAGGAUGAGCGAGCCGAGGAGGGACGAUGUCCUGCCCUGUAGGAACAGUGAUUGCUGACCUGUCGUGAGCAAGCUGGGGACCGCAUGCUGUCUGCCAGUACAAUGAAGGAAGUGGUUUAUUGGUCACCCAAGAAGGUGGCCGACUGGCUGUUGGAGAAUGCUAUGCCAGAAUACUGUGAGUCUCUGGAACAUUUCACAGGCCGGGACUUGAUCAACCUAACGCAAGAGGAUUUCAAAAAACCCCCCUUGUGCCGAGUUUCCUCUGACAAUGGGCAGCGGCUCUUGGACAUGAUAGAGACCCUGAAAAUGGAGCACCACAUGGAAGCACACAAGAAUGGCCAUGCCAACGGGCACCUCAGCAUUGGCACAGACUUCCCCACCCUUGACAGCAGCUUCAACAUCAAGGUCAAACCCAACGGGAUGCCAAAUGGGUAUAGGAAGGAGAUGAUCAAGAUCCCCAUGCCAGAACCAGAGCGCUCCCAGUACCCCAUGGAGUGGGGCAAGACUUUUCUGGCCUUUCUUUAUGCACUUUCCUGUUUUGUUCUCACCACAGUGAUGAUCUCGGUCGUCCAUGAACGAGUGCCUCCUAAGGAGGUGCAGCCUCCACUACCAGACACGUUUUUUGACCAUUUUAACCGGGUGCAGUGGGCCUUUUCUAUUUGUGAAAUUAAUGGCAUGAUCCUUGUAGGACUAUGGUUAAUUCAGUGGCUGCUCUUAAAAUACAAGUCUAUUAUUAGCAGAAGAUUUUUCUGCAUAGUUGGCACGCUGUACCUGUAUCGGUGUAUUACAAUGUAUGUAACUACACUCCCAGUACCCGGUAUGCAUUUCAACUGUUCUCCGAAGCUUUUCGGAGACUGGGAAGCCCAAGUGCGGAGAAUAAUGAAGCUCAUUGCUGGAGGUGGCCUGUCCAUUACGGGCUCUCACAACAUGUGUGGAGACUAUCUGUACAGCGGCCACACAGUCAUGUUAACACUCACUUACUUAUUUAUCAAAGAGUAUUCCCCUCGGCGACUCUGGUGGUACCACUGGAUUUGCUGGCUUCUCAGCAUAGUUGGAAUCUUCUGUAUUCUCUUGGCGCACGACCACUACACUGUGGACGUGGUGGUGGCGUAUUACAUCACCACAAGACUCUUCUGGUGGUAUCACACUAUGGCCAAUCAGCAAGUGCUAAAAGAAGCUUCUCAGAUGAACCUUCUGGCCAGGGUGUGGUGGUACAGGCCAUUUCAGUACUUUGAAAAGAACGUCCAAGGAAUUGUACCUCGAUCUUACCAUUGGCCCCUCCCCUGGCCAGUAGUCCCCCUCGGUAGGCAAGUUAAAUACAGCCGGUUGGUGAACGACACAUAACAGCUGUGCAAAUUAGGGGGAAGAGGAACUGUCCAAAGUGCUAAGAACUCCAUGAGAGAAGAUGCCAUAAAAGAAACCACCUCCCUAAUCCUAUUAUCUUUCAACAGUUACCUUGACUUAACCUAUUGAGUUACCUGCUCAGCACUGUGAUCUUUUUUUCUCUCCAAAGGACCUGCGUUGGACAACAAUAAAGAAAAUUUAACCUAUCAUGCACUGUACACAUUUCCUGUUCAUAGGUUUGGGAUUUACAUAACCCGCAACCACCGUGUUCCUUUGUAUAUGAUGCAACAGCAUAAAUGUAAGCUUUUAUAUCAUAAGUUUUGGUCUUUCCAGUCAACAUCUGGAAAUAAAGCGUAUUAUUUUCUUGGGAAAACAUACUUUUCAUAUAUCUUGCCCCAAAGAUUGGGCUGUAAGCCAUUUUCUAGCAAAUGUCUCUAUGAAGGUUUCUAAGUACCUGAAUGGGGUUCGAUUCUGAAAUCUUUCUACCUGUUGCACCGAUACUCAAAUAAAAAUGACAGAUACAGAAUGGUUUGAUAACUGGGUUUUGUAAAAUCAGCAGAGACAGUGUGUCAAAAAGUGCAAAAAAAAAAAAAAAAGA
This is a messenger RNA of Trichechus manatus latirostris (Florida manatee), 11590 nucleotides long. It is a transcript of the gene SGMS1, whose product is annotated as sphingomyelin synthase 1. The transcript has 13 exons. Gene Ontology annotation, biological process: ceramide biosynthetic process; sphingomyelin biosynthetic process. Gene Ontology annotation, molecular function: ceramide cholinephosphotransferase activity; protein binding; sphingomyelin synthase activity. Lineage: Eukaryota; Metazoa; Chordata; Mammalia; Sirenia; Trichechidae. Bases 9733 to 10992 code for a protein of 419 amino acids. Gene Ontology annotation, cellular component: plasma membrane; endoplasmic reticulum membrane; Golgi membrane. The record is from RefSeq and is a predicted model, not a curated record.